GGGCGUCUUCGUCUGUGCUCGCCUGCUGGGAACACAUGACUGGACAAAGGAAUGUGAGACCUCCAGCCCAGGUUGCCAGGCCCCUCGAGGUAAGUAGCCUCCGUCUCCCCGACAGAGUGAGUGUUCGGCGUCAUCAUCUGGUACUUCCGUUGCCUCAACUUCUCAGCGCUCGCCGGAGUGGGGAACAAACAUCGGCCGAUCCGGGGCUCUCCGGCUCCCUCCGGGUCCAUCCCUGGUGGACCAGCCCCUCCCUCCCCUCGGCCCGGUCCGGCAUCUGCAGUCAACUGCCGCGCCCUGACAGAUCCGGCCUCCGCUGUCUGGCUUUGAAUGUUUCGGCCUGCGUUGACCCUGCGUUGACGCCGAAACCAUCCGAGUGUUUCCGCCUCUUUUCGUCGCCCCCAGUCGCCCCCAGCCGCCCCGAUAUCUGCACGUACGAUGACAUGCGUCACGACUAAUGGUAGCACAUCUAGAGGUACCCCUUAGAGGUUUCGUGAUGCCCUGUCAGAAUAGGCAACUAUCGUCCUCGUACAACCAUGCCGUGUCAUGAAA
Ilyonectria robusta is the source of this 549-nucleotide messenger RNA. RefSeq lists its product as uncharacterized. NCBI's taxonomy places the organism in Eukaryota, Fungi, Ascomycota, Sordariomycetes, Hypocreales, Nectriaceae. The coding region runs from base 36 to 455 and encodes 139 amino acids. The transcript has a single exon. The record is from RefSeq and is a predicted model, not a curated record.